AUGAAAGCUCUGCAGAGAGCAUCCCAUAUAUGGUUUCGGCCUUCCUACGUUUCCCCUUGGAUAAGGGCUGGUUCACCGAGCAUUCGUGCCGUUCAUUCCUCAAUCUCUCAGUCUGCUGUAGCACAUCCGAUAAAUGUCCAUGGCCCUCCACCGAAAGCUCCAGUGCCGUCGCCCGAGUUUACAGAACGAAUUGAACGACGAAGAAAACAGUCUGAAUUGAUAAGGCAGGAGAAGGAUGCUUCUCCGGCCAAAGGAGCGAAAACAAGCCCCCUACGAAAGCGUUUCUGGAAAGAUGUCCAUGUGAAAGAAGUACCCGAGGGUUACCAAGUGCUUUUAGAUUCCCGCCCCAUACGUACACCGGCCAAGACGAUCCUGACUAUUCCACGCUCAAAACCUCACCUUGCGCACGCGAUAGCGCUGGAAUGGGACCAACUUGUGUCCGCGCAGCAAGCGCUAAAGCACCAUCUGAUUCCUUUGACAUCUCUUGCCGCUCGAGCCGAAGACAUUAUAGAACAAGAUUCACGCAACGAAACUACGAUCCGAAAUGAGAUACUACGAACGUUGAUGAGAUACCUGGACACUGACACGCUUUUGAGCUGGGCGCCGGAGAAGGGACCGCAUGAUGUUGAAGGAGAUGAAACAACUGCAGAGUCGCUGCGAGAUGUACAAAAGCGGACGGCACAGCCUAUUAUUGGGUUUUUAACCACAGCUGUAUGGCCAGGGGUCGAGAUCAAGCCAGUUUUCGAAGCGGAUAGCAUUCUACCCAUUUCCCAGCCUCAGAUUACGAAAGAAGUGAUUCGGGGGUGGAUAUCUGGGCUGCCGGCAUAUGAAUUGGCGGGACUGGAGAGGGCAGUGCUCGCUAGCAAGAGUUUACUCAUCGGAGUGAGACUCAUUGUGGAAUGGAGUGAAUAUUUCCGCGAUUUGCAGCCGGAGGGUCCGAGGACUUUUGGAAUCGAGAAGGCUGCGGAAGUGUCCAGCUUAGAGGUCCGGUGGCAGACGGAGCAAUGGGGCGAAGUGGAAGAUACGCACGAUGUGGAGAAGGAGGACUUGAGGAGGCAACUGGGAAGCGCUAUCCUUCUAGUCAGUGGAGAGCAGAGGGAAAAGCAAUAG
This is a messenger RNA of Uncinocarpus reesii 1704, 1110 nucleotides long. RefSeq lists its product as uncharacterized. Gene Ontology annotation, cellular component: mitochondrion. Gene Ontology annotation, biological process: mitochondrial proton-transporting ATP synthase complex assembly. NCBI's taxonomy places the organism in Eukaryota, Fungi, Ascomycota, Eurotiomycetes, Onygenales, Onygenaceae. Bases 1 to 1110 code for a protein of 369 amino acids. The transcript has 2 exons. The record is from RefSeq and is a predicted model, not a curated record.